Messenger RNA from Dermochelys coriacea (leatherback sea turtle), 2134 nucleotides. RefSeq names its product LHFPL tetraspan subfamily member 6 (gene LHFPL6). Bases 540 to 1142 code for a protein of 200 amino acids. Gene Ontology annotation, cellular component: membrane. The transcript has 4 exons. The record is from RefSeq and is a predicted model, not a curated record. Lineage: Eukaryota; Metazoa; Chordata; Testudines; Dermochelyidae.
GCGCGAGCCCUGCUCAGUACCCGCCUCUCCCGGCCCGCGGGCUGCCCCCCCCGCCCCGCUGCUGAGCGCCGCUCGCCGGCCGCUGCCUUUCCCGCCCCGCCGAGCGUUGCCGCGGCUGCCGGCCCCGCUGCGGCUGGGAGCGGCGCGGCGGGCUGAGCGCCUCCGCCGGACUGGGAGUUGGCCGUCGGGCGGCUGCCUUGUGCCCGCCACCUUCUCACCUGACAGGGGCAACUUCCCCCCCCCCCCCGGCAGACGGACCGGACCGGGCUCCUCCCUGCCUCCGGCUCGCCCGGGCUUCGAGGCGCCGCGCUGCGCUGCGUUGCGCGCUCCCUCCCUCCCAGCUGCCACGUGAACCAGGGACCUUCAUCUUCAUGACAGAAGAGAGCAUCAUGGCCUUUAGGAUUCAAGUUUUUACUAGCCUGAGGAUUGACCGGGACUGAAAGAUUCUGGGUUACUCAUAAGUCUCCCCAAACUAACACACAAACACACACACGCAGUCCCUCUCUCCUUAUUGCUACCGUUAUUGGUUGUGAGUAAAAAUGGCAUCCAGUCUUACUUGCACUGGGAUGAUAUGGGCACUUCUCUCCUUCCUCUGCGCUGCUGCCUCCUGCAUAGGAUUCUUUAUGCCUUACUGGCUGUUGGGGUCUCAGCUGGAGAAGUCAGUGUCCUUUGGCACUUUCCGGAGGUGUUCCUAUCCAGUGCGGGAUGAGAGCCGCCAGACUACAGUGAUGGUAGAGCAGUGUGGCCGCUAUGCAUCCUUCCAGGCCAUCCCAAGUGCUGAGUGGAGGAUCUGCACUGUGGUGACAGGGCUGGGCUGUGGCCUCCUCCUUUUGGUGGCGCUGACUGCACUCAUGGGCUGCUGUGUGUCUGAGCUCAUCUCCAGAACUGUGGGCCGGGUAGCAGGGGGCAUCCAGUUCCUGGGAGGCUUGUUGAUUGGCUCUGGCUGUGCUCUCUAUCCUUUGGGUUGGGACAGUGAAGAAAUUAGACAGACCUGUGGUAACCUUUCCAACCAGUUUGAAUUGGGUACUUGUGAAAUUGGCUGGGCUUACUACUGUACCGGAGGAGGAGCAGCUGCCGCUAUGUUAAUCUGCACUUGGUUGGCUUGCUUCUCUGGCAAGAAACAGAAACAAUACCCUUACUGAGGCUGGCAGCCUGAGAGUCCAGUUUAGAGAAUGAAUGAGCUUCAAGAGGCCGAAGUGACUUGCAGACUUCUUCUUCUGAAAAAAGUGCUUUAGCUCCUAACUGCAGAACAGACAGUAUGAAAUGAGAAUGCAUGUGGUCAAGGAAGUGAGGUGACACUGUGGAUUGCGGGGAGGGUGGGGAGUCUGGAAAGCUGGACCAAACACUGCGAAUCUCGGAAGGCAUGGGCAGUUCUUGCUUGAUAGAGUAUAUUUCUGAUCUGUUCUGGAAGAAUUCAAUUUUACGAGCUAGGAAUGCUCCCCUUUGGUAAAUUGUGAAAGGUAUGGGUGUACCAAUGAAUUGAAAGACUGGUGAAAAUAAUAUUUUGGGUAGGGUAUAAUCUUCCAAAGUUCCCCUUCAGCACAAAACACACACACACACACACACACAUAUAGACCAUGGCACAGAAGAAAUAAAAUGCAAACUUAUUGGUGCAUUUUUUCUUUUUUUUAUUCAUUUGAUGGUUUAAAAUUCAAUGUUAUACCACUUUUUAAAUGACACGUGAAACCUAAUAAAUGGACAAAUAAGUCACUUUAACAUUAUUUUGUAUAUUCUCUCUACUCUUUUUCCCAAAACAUUUAUUCACUGCUUAUUCAAUCCUAUAGAAUUUUUAUUUAGCUUCUGUGUUUUCAGCAUUAUUACAAACAUGCGACAUUUUACUCAGCAUAUAUAGGGGCUUUGCCCAUAGUACUAUUAUGAAGGGCAGUAAAUGGACAUCUUUCAGUCCAUGGAGAAUUCCACUCAUGGCACUGUAGGAUAUUGUCGGUUACGUAAGAAUAAUGGGAAACGUCUUCCAGAUAUAGAUUUUGUCAUUGUUACGUUUAGCUCAUUGUGGUUGUAUUCUGCUGUAUCAUGUUUAUCAUUUCAAUAUUCAUUUUUGUAAAAAAAAGUAUAUAAAUGUGCUAUUAUGUUUGUAUUUGAAAAUCUCUGUAAAUAAAUUUUUCUUGGCUCAGUA